Messenger RNA from Diversispora eburnea, 690 nucleotides. Lineage: Eukaryota; Fungi; Glomeromycota; Glomeromycetes; Diversisporales; Diversisporaceae. The record is from the annotation of a GenBank genome assembly.
AUGGAAGUUGCACGAACUUUCGGUGCCACGCAGACGGAUCUGUUUAAUAAUGCAGAUACCAAACCAACUGAUGAUGGACAAACAUUAAUUAUAACAGUUUCAUCAGAUCGUGGAUUAUGUGGUGGAAUUCAUUCAAGUGUAUCAAAAUUUUCACGUAAACUUGUAGAAGAGAAACCAAGUUCACAAAUAGUAGUUUUAGGAGAUAAAGCAAAAAGUCAACUUGCACGUACAGUUAAAGAUAAUAUUCAACUUUCAUUUAAUCAAAUUGGAAAAGCUAUACCCACUUAUGCAGAAGCAUGUUCUGUAGCGGAUACAAUUUUAAAAGAAAAAAUCAAUUUUGAUCAAGCCAUAAUUGUUUAUAAUUAUUUUAGAUCCGUUAUUUCAUACGAAGCAGAAACUAUUUCUGCUUACUCUGAAACAACAUUUUCUAAAUCUGGUAAUUUCGAUUCAUAUGAAAUUGAAGAUGAUGUAUUAGAAAAUCUUCAAGAAUUUGCAUUUUCAAAUUCCAUUUAUUGGGGUUUGGUAGAAGGUCAUGCAUCCGAAAUGGCAUCAAAACGUAGUGCAAUGGAGAAUGCAACCAAAAAUGCUGGUGAAAUGAUUGAUAAAUUAACUCUUACUUAUAAUCGUGGAAGACAAGCUGUCAUUACAAAUGAAUUAAUUGAUAUUAUUACUGGUGCUUCGGCAAUUUAA